Messenger RNA from Pochonia chlamydosporia 170, 699 nucleotides. RefSeq lists its product as hypothetical. The transcript is spliced from 2 exons. NCBI's taxonomy places the organism in Eukaryota, Fungi, Ascomycota, Sordariomycetes, Hypocreales, Clavicipitaceae. The coding region runs from base 1 to 699 and encodes 232 amino acids. The record is from RefSeq and is a predicted model, not a curated record.
AUGCUAUCCUCAGAAGAACACAAAGAACCACCCCCAUACUCCGAAGCAGUAAACAAUCACAUCCAAAGGCCAAGUCAGCCUCCAUUCGCAUGCCUAAGUAUAAGCGCCUACGACCGCUUCAGACUCAUCGGGUUCCCGCAGCCAGUGGUAACUGCAAUCCACGCCAUUAUACGUGACACCUGGGCCAAAGGCCUCGACAGCAUUCAGUCCGUGGCGGGCGCGCAGGAGAUCAAACUCAAUGGGACGCCGUGGAUUCCUAAUAUAAAGGGUGAUGAUGAGUCGCGGAAACUUAUACUAGUCGUUGUGGAGAAGCUGUAUACUAUGGGCUGGGUGACUUGCUCGCUCUUCUUUCGCAAACUAUCACCACCGCCACCAGCACAGUUCAUAGUAGUGUCGUUUGACCACCUGAAUAAACUCAAAAUUGUGGGCGAUGUACCCCCGAAUCUUGGUGAUACCCUCGUCAAGACCCUUGGUAUUCGCGUAUCAAGUCAGGAAGUAUCUGGCGAUAGGGUGAAAUUGAAAAUGCAUGGGAAUACAUGGCUGGCGGCGGGUGAAGAUGCUGUCCGCUCGCAGUUCCUGGUCAUGAGUGUGUUGGAGGUCUUGGACGGGUUUGGGUUUAGAGUGUAUACGGCGGUGGAGACGCAGAAUGGGCAUUCGGGGUAUGAGAUGGAGAGUCUAAUAUGCUUGAGGGAGAUGUGA